UUCACACUUUCUCUUUCUUUUUUCUCUCGAUGACUGAAAUGGAUAUAAAGGAAAAAUAGUGAUUUAGCGAUAAUCAUCACGGGCUCUGGAUGACGAAGACAUUCUGUGCUUUUUUUUUUACAGCAUCCGAGUCGGUGCCGUCGCGCACGUGGCGGAAAGGCUCUAAUCGGUUGGUCGCGAACAAUAUCACCAUCUCAUCGCGCGAACAAAACGCGAAAUCGUUUCCUUGUGGCAAUUGCAACAGCGUAUUCAGCAUGAAGCAUAAUCUUCAAUAUCACUGGAGGAUUGAAUGCGGUCAGCCGCCGAGAUACAAUUGUCCCUACUGCGCCUACAGAACGAAGCAUCCGUCAAACAGACUCGACCGGUCGCGAUGCAACGAUUUCACGCGCAUUCCAAUCAAUGUGUCUACAAUCCUGAUGGAGCACAACGAAACAGGAAUUACCCCUGCCACAAGUGCGGCAAUGCGUUUACGCGUAAGAACAAUUUGUAUAAUCACCUCAAGUUCCAGUGUGGCCAAUUGCCGAGAUUUAACUGUCCAUACUGUUCUUACCGCACGAAACACUCGUCAAACGUGAGAUCCCAUAUACGCAGGAUACAUCCCAACGAAAAUGUCUAUGUUCUCGAUAUGAGCACGAAACAGGCCCACAG
Messenger RNA from Cyphomyrmex costatus, 648 nucleotides. RefSeq names its product longitudinals lacking protein, isoforms A/B/D/L. The record is from RefSeq and is a predicted model, not a curated record. The transcript has 2 exons. Lineage: Eukaryota; Metazoa; Arthropoda; Insecta; Hymenoptera; Formicidae. The coding region runs from base 90 to 575 and encodes 161 amino acids.